Molecule: messenger RNA, 666 nt
Organism: Scomber scombrus (Atlantic mackerel)
Lineage: Eukaryota; Metazoa; Chordata; Actinopteri; Scombriformes; Scombridae
Product: major histocompatibility complex class I-related gene protein-like
Exons: 3
Coding region: 55-666 (203 amino acids)
Biological process (GO): immune response
Cellular component (GO): external side of plasma membrane
Source: RefSeq, a predicted model, not a curated record
CUGGAUAAAAAAACAUCUCCGUUGACAGUAAAGUUGUAGAUUCUGCUGUUUAGAAUGAAGUUCUUUGUUUUUCUGGUCCUCCUGGGUCUACACAGCGCAGCAGCAGUGACUCACUCUCUGAAGUAUUUCUUCACUGCGUCCUCUCAAGUCCCAAACUUCCCAGAGUUUGUGAUGGUUGGGAUGCUCGAUGAUGUUCAGAUAAAUCACUAUGACAGCAACACCAUGAGACUAGAACCCAAACAGGACUGGAUGAACAGAGUCACAGAAGAUGAUCCACAGCACUGGGAGUGGCACACUGCCAGAACUGUGGAUAACCAUCAGCUCUUCAAAGGCUACAUUGAAACUUUAAAGCAUCGUUUCAACCAAACUGGAGGUGGCCAUAUUUUCCAGUGGGUGAUUGGCUGCGAAUGGGACGAUGAGACUGGAGAUGUUAAUGGUUUCAGACUGGUUGGUUUCGAUGGAGAAGACUUCCUAUCAUGGGAUGUGAAGACAAAUACAUGGAUCGCUCCAAAACAACAGGCUGUUAUCACCAAAAACAGUUGGAACAAUGACAAAGCACAGCUAGCAUAUUAUAAGUACAUCCUCACCCAGGAGUUCCCUGACUUGCUGAAGAAGUAUCUGAACUACGGGAGGAGCUCUCUGAUGAGAACAGGUAGAAUCACAUGA